Sphaerulina musiva SO2202 is the source of this 1034-nucleotide messenger RNA. RefSeq names its product NAD(P)-binding protein. The transcript has a single exon. Lineage: Eukaryota; Fungi; Ascomycota; Dothideomycetes; Mycosphaerellales; Mycosphaerellaceae. Bases 1 to 954 code for a protein of 317 amino acids. The record is from RefSeq and is a predicted model, not a curated record.
AUGGCAAAGAAGAUACUCAUUACAGGUGCUGGCGGCUUCGUAGGCCAACUCCUCGCAGAACAUCUCCUCAACGCCGGCCACAAAGUCGUCCUGGCCGACAUAUUCUUGCCUCCCAUCCCCGCAUCCGCUCAGAACCAAUCCAAUGCCACUACCAUCAAAGCCGACCUCUACGACUCCCCCAACGACGUUCUCUCCCACGAUCUCGAAGCAAUCUACAUUUUCCACGGCAUCAUGUCCGCCGGCUCCGAAGCAGAUUUCGACCUCGGCUACCGCGUCAACCUGCAUUCCACUCUCCAUCUCCUCGAAGCCAUUCGCAAAACCAUUCCGGGCAUCCGAGUCUUCUACGCCUCCUCGACGGCAAUUUUCGGCCAACCUCUCCCCGAAACUCCCUCGGAAAGUACAGUGCCCACGCCUCAAGGUUCCUAUGGCACGCAAAAAGCCAUCAUUGAGUAUUUGAUCAACGACUAUACUCGCAGAGGCUACAUUAAUGGAUUCACGCUUCGUUUCCCCACAAUUAGUGUUCGACCGGGGAAACCCACUGCUGCGGCAUCGAGUUGGAUGAGUGGGAUUAUUCGCGAACCGUUACAAGGGCAAGAAAGUAUUUUGCCGUGCGACGAUGAGUUUCAGGCGUGGUUGUGUUCGCCAAAGACGCUGGUGCGGAAUUUGAUGCAUGCGUUGACGUUGGAGAGAGAUGUUAUGCCGAGUCAUAUUCGACAGGUGUUGUUGCCGGGGAUUACCGCUACGGUGCGGGAGAUGUUGCAGGCUUUGGAGGAGGUGGGAGGGAAGGAGGCAUUGGAGUUGGUGAGGAGGGAAGAGGCGAGUGAGGAAAUUAAAGCGAUAUUGGAUAGUUGGCCGGUGACGUUUGAUGUUAGUAAGGCGUUGAGUUUGGGGUUUGUGAAGGAUGAUAGCUUCAAGACUGCUGUGGAGGAUUUUGCUGCAAGUUUGAAGAAAUAGAUUACGCUGUUUGUGAUGAGAAGGGAUGAGUUAUGAUCGUGCUCAUACUCGAGCAUAUACCCAGGACGCCGGGCAGGAUU